Tetrapisispora phaffii CBS 4417 is the source of this 1494-nucleotide messenger RNA. RefSeq lists its product as uncharacterized. The record is from RefSeq and is a predicted model, not a curated record. Bases 1 to 1494 code for a protein of 497 amino acids. The transcript has a single exon. NCBI's taxonomy places the organism in Eukaryota, Fungi, Ascomycota, Saccharomycetes, Saccharomycetales, Saccharomycetaceae.
AUGACAGAUCAGUCCCCGGUUAGAAUUGCUGUGUUGGGUGGAGACUCAACUGGUAAAACAUCGUUUAUUUCUAGGCUAACGGUCAAUAUGGUGCAUGAAGCUCAUUAUCCAACCAGAAAUCAGAAUAAUUGGCUAUUUGAUUACAUUCCGCAUUCCAAAUUAUCAAAGACUUUAUUAGAUUCACAGAAUCAUGAACGGUUAUUGAUGAGAACUCCGAACUCGCAGACUAUUGAACCGAUUUUUAAAUCUCCACAACUUUCUCCUUAUGUUCUAUUAUCCCCAUUAACGUUUCAAUCAUUUAUAAACGAUUUCAAUAACGUUAAGAAUCAAAAUAAAUCAAAAUCAAGUAAUAAUUCAAGGACAAUUGAUAUCGUUGAACAAGAUACUAAAUAUUAUAAAUAUAUUACAGAAAAAAAAUCAAUUUUAGAUAAAAAUGCAUCUGGUAAUAAUAAUAAUGGUCCUUCGAUAAACAACAAGGAUAUAAAUGCGAAAUAUUUUAGUACAGUUAAAAAUAAAUAUAAGUACACAAAAAGGAAUUUAAAUAAUAUUGAAAGAGUUAAAGAAGUUGAAGCAUCAGUAAAAAUUCCAGGAAAUUAUGUACCUCCUGAUUAUACUCCAAUUUUAAUUGAUAUAAUUGACACACCAGGAUUCAAACCUGAAAUGGUCGUUCCAUUUUUGGAAGUUUCAUUAUUCAGAAAUUUAGGUAAAAAUAUUCUUCAUGGUCUUGCUGAUGAACCAAGAAGAGCAGUCUCUACAACUUCACUUCUGGUGGCAUCUGGUGCUGCAGAAUUGAAUGGUAAAAUUGAUGGUUAUAUUUUUACGUAUAGUGCUGUCCCCGAAUUAUCUCAUAAUAUAGAACCACCUACGUAUAUGAAUAAUAGCACAAACUGUAAAGAUGCACAGGUGAAGAAUUCUUAUAGUGAUUCACAAAACAAAAAUAAAAAUAAUAGUGAUGAAUAUGAUAAAUAUCAAUCAUGGUCAACAUUUACAAGAAAAACAGAUGGCGGUUUUUCAUUGUUAGAUGUAAUUAGGUCAUCGAUGUUAGAUGCAUGGGCAGAAUUUAGAACUUAUCAAAGAGGUUGGGAAAAGGGUAAAGAACAAGAUGUCUAUUCCUUGGGUUAUAGUUUAAAAAAUAUGUGGAAAACAGAAAAAGAAAGAACGGAAAAAUUACAACAAUUAAGGGAAUUUAAAACUGAACUUCCAUCUAUUGAAAUUGAACCUUCCUCUCCGGAUGCUCCACCGCCUGUUAUAAUUGUAUGUACACAUCUAAAUGAUCAAUUAGCCAGUCCUGUAUUGAUAGAAUGGGGUCGUACUUUGGCUACAAAAUGGAAAUGUGGCUUUGUAGCAGUUGACACUAUGGAUGAUUGCAAUGUUGAUGUGGCACUGAGCAUGUUAAUAAGAGAUAUUGUAGAAAAGGAUAGAUUGAUAAAUAACAAUGUGCAACAUAAAGAACAUGAUUCUGGAACUACACUAAUGAGCUUUUUGAGCAGGUAA